AUGGUUUAUUCAAUUCAGGUUGGUGAUUUCAUAAUCCGAGCAACGCAACCGAGGCCGACUGAUCCACGAGAAAUUGUCGUUUCAGUAAGAGUCAAACCUAACGAAGAUGAUCCGGUUACGAUUCGACAUAUUGUAAUAAGAAGACGUAUGAAAGAAGACGGUUCGCUGGAAUGGCGUGCGAUUGAAGAUGAGUGUUAUUCAUCAGUGCGAGAACUUAUCGAUAAUUAUAUGGCAUCAGGACGGCCACUUAAUCCUGAGGUCAAAUCAUCUGUAUUAAUUCGUUCAAUUAAAAGGAAAUCAUGGGAAUUUUUGCAUGAAGAUAUAAAAUUAAAUGAUUUACUUGGUGAGGGGCAAUAUGGUGAGGUUCGUGCAGGUGAAGCGCUUGUGAAUGGUAGAAAAUUAUCGGUGGCUGUUAAAGUUGCAAAAGUAGUGAAAGAAGAAUCACAAAUGGCGAAAGCAAAAGAGAAAAUCAAAGAGAUGAUGCAUGAAGCACGU
This is a messenger RNA of Anisakis simplex (herring worm), 495 nucleotides long. The record is from the annotation of a GenBank genome assembly. Lineage: Eukaryota; Metazoa; Nematoda; Chromadorea; Rhabditida; Anisakidae.